Saccostrea cuccullata (small rock oyster) is the source of this 725-nucleotide messenger RNA. Its product is annotated as Golgi to ER traffic protein 4 homolog. Gene Ontology annotation, cellular component: BAT3 complex; cytosol. Gene Ontology annotation, biological process: protein insertion into ER membrane. Bases 4 to 720 code for a protein of 238 amino acids. The record is from RefSeq and is a predicted model, not a curated record. The transcript is spliced from 6 exons. Lineage: Eukaryota; Metazoa; Mollusca; Bivalvia; Ostreida; Ostreidae. Gene Ontology annotation, molecular function: protein binding.
AAGAUGGCGACUGAUCGUCGAAGUGGAGGAAUUGAACGUGUUCUGUCGAAGUGUCAAUCUUGUGUGGAAGCUGGAAACUACUAUGAAGCACAUCAGAUGUACAGAACAUUGUAUUUCAGAUAUAAAGGACAAAAAAAGUACAAAGAAGCUUCAAGCCUACUAUAUCACGGGGCUUUAACACUGAUGAAACAUGACCAGACAUCCAGUUUUACAGAUUUGUCCUUUUUACUGAUAGAGCUCCUCAAUCAGUCAGAAACUCCUGUAUCAGAGGACAUGAUAGAAAAAAUAGUAACCUUGUUCAGAGGAAUGGAUCCGCAUAGUGAAGAGAGGCAGAAUUUUGUGGUGGCCGCUGUGCGAUGGACCAUGAAGGUCAACUCACAACACAAGCGGGGUCAUCCUGAUCUCCAUCAGAAGCUUGGACUGUCCUUCUGGGAUGAAAAGAAUUAUGUUCAAGCAAGGUAUCAUCUCAUACAUUCACAUGAUGGAAAGAAUUGUGCCCUUAUGUUAAUAGAGUGCCAUAUAAAAGGUGGUUACCCAAGUGAAGUAGACUUGUUCAUAGCACAGGCAGUUCUGCAAUAUUUAUGUUUGAAAAACAAAGACACAGCACAGGUUGCCUUUGUUAAAUACACAGAAGAUCACCCUGAAGUACAGAGUGGUCCCCCUUAUGUUCACCCUCUCCUUAACUUUCUAUGGUUCUUACUGCUAGCUGUAGAAGGGUAAGUACU